GAAGACAGCCGAGAGAAACGCGCCGGUGCAAGAAAGCUUUGAAGGAAAUCUACAAGAAAGCGCGACGCUCCCUCUGAAACUAACGGCACCCUUCUCACUGCAAUCAGGCUGCUUGCUAAUAGAGCUCUCCUCCAGCUCUUUCCCAGCCUGCGACCGGCUGGUACCAAUCAAGCAGGGGCUUCGCUGCAGCAGGGGAGUGGCACAGCGAGGCUGGAGAGCAGAGAUACAUCCCACUGCCUUCUAGCCAACGAGAGGCCGAGAAAGAUAAGAGGAGAGGUACUGACAGUCCCAGACAGACAGACAGACUGACAGGCGGCGGUGAGAGUCUUGUGGAAUCGAAGAUGGCGUUGCUGUGGUUCCUGGUUGCUUUAGGGGUGCUCUCCUCUUCACUGGGAGACGAGGAAUCCCUCGUGAGAAAACGGAGAGGAACACGCAAGUUCAGAGAGCACUGUAAGGACUGGCUGUCCACAGAGGUUCACAGUCAAGGGGAGACGUGGCUGCGCUGGCAUGGCCGGAGCGUGGAAUACUGCCGCUGUGCCAACGGGAACAGCAGAUGCCACGCGGUGCCCGUUGUGGAAUGCAGCAGGACUCGAUGCUACAACGGGGGCUCCUGCAAGCAGGCUCUCUACUCCCCCGAAUUUAUCUGCAGCUGCCCCAGCGGCUUCAUGGGACCCCAGUGUGAGAUCGACACGGCAGAGAAGUGCGUCACUGGGCGUGGGGGAGGGUACCGCGGAACCUGGGCGCAGAGCCAGUCCUCCAUCGACUGCCUGAACUGGAACUCCAGUAUCCUCAUCGACAAGAAGUACAACGCGAGGAGAAACGACGCCCUGCAGCUGGGCCUGGGGAACCACAACUACUGCAGGAAUCCUGAUAAUGACACUGCGCCCUGGUGCCAUGUGUACAAAAACAAGCAGCUGGUGUGGGAGUUCUGCAGUGUGCCCAGCUGUGCCCAGGGCAACUUGGCGGAGUGCUACGCUGGCACCGGCUCCUCGUACCGUGGCUCGCGGAGCAGCAGUCGCACGGGCGCCCGUUGCCUGAGCUGGGACUCUUCCGCCCUCGCCAAGAAAGCCUACACCGCCUGGAGAGCCGACGCCAGGCAGCUCGGGCUGGGCAGCCACAACCACUGCAGGAACCCAGACAAUGACAUCAAACCCUGGUGUCACGUGUACAGAGGCAGAGCCCUCACCUGGGAGCACUGUGACCUGCCCAAGUGCGUGGGUCACCUGGGCAGCAGCUCUACUGUGGGCUCCCCAGGAUUGCUGAGUGGAGACGGCAAUGCAGUCGAGAGCUGUGGGGAGCGGCUGGCCCCUGUCUCUCAGUACCGGAUUAAGGGGGGUCAGGUCUCCAGCAUCACCUCUCACCCCUGGCAGGCUGCUCUCUUCGUGUACAACCGCCACACCCGUGCCGACUCCUACUUCUGCGGGGGUGUUCUGAUUGGCUCCUGCUGGCUGCUGUCUGCCGCCCACUGCUUUGAGGAACAGUUCCAUCCUGAUCGGCUCAAGGUAGUGAUGGGUCGCACCUACCGGCUUCAGAACUCCACCAAUGAGCAGAUCUUCAGAGUGGAGAAAUACUUCAUCCACGAGCAGUACGACGGCGAGACCUUCGACAACGAUAUAGUUUUAGUGAAGCUGAUGAGUGACUCGGGGGCGUGUGCUCUGGAGACCUCCUUCGUCCGGCCGGUCUGCCUCCCCGAUCCCGGCCUCUCCCUCCCGGACUGGUCUGAGUGUGAGAUCUCUGGCUACGGCAAGGAGGAGGAGUUCUCUGCCUUCUACUCUGAACGCCUGAAGGAGGGUCACGUCCGGCUCUGGCCAUCCCGAGACUGCACCUCGGACCGUCUCUCCGGCCGGCUCGUCACGGAGAACAUGCUCUGCGCCGGACACAUGCGUGAGCCGGACGAUGCCUGCAAGGGCGAUUCUGGGGGUCCCCUGGUUUGCUCCAGCGGGGGGAGGAUGAACCUCAUUGGCAUCAUCAGUUGGGGCGAUGGCUGCGGGAAGAAAGACACCCCAGGGGUUUACACCAGAGUGAGCAAAUACCUGAGCUGGAUCAACGGCAAGAUCAGCCAGGAGACACGGUAGAGAGGAGCCAGCGAGACAGAGAGAGGACCAGCCAGCCAGCAAACACACAACACACACACACACACACACAGCCUGGACCGUCUGGCUAAAACCACUUCCCCUUUAAUAUCACAAUGGCAGACACCUGGCCUGGACUCGCUAGCCCCCCCUGUGGGAUCUGUGAGGGAAGCAGUUCUGCGCUGUGUGGAUCACUGUUACCAGGACCCUCGACGUGCUUGAGCACCUUCCCACCUGCUGAGCGUCCGUCGUGUGUGUGUGUGUGUGUGGUGCCUAUGCUGGAUUGUGAAUGAAGCAGUCCAGGUCUCAGCUCAUGAUUAUAUCCGUUCCCCACUUGUUUCCAUGCACAAGGUUUAAAGCAGGUCUAAACCACUAUCGCCACCCAGAAAGACUGCAUUUCAACAAUCAGACAGAGAGACUCUCCUGUAUACUGCAGAAGAGACUCCUCCAACCCCACCAGUACUGUUUUUAAACUCCUCCGUUGUGGUUCAGUGCAGAGAGUCUGAAGGCUGUUGCACAGUCCAGUAAGACUCAACACACCACGAGACUUUUUAAAAAGUUUUAUGAUUGUCGUCAUUAUUAUUAUUUAUUUUUAAUUGUGUAUUUUUGUGCAUAUAAUAAUUGUAUUGGUUAAUCUGUAUUAUAUCAGAUUUAAUUUCUUUGUAUGUUUUUAAAAUAUAUAUAUAUAUAUUCCACUUCCAUAAAAUAACUGUUUUUUUUUCGUUUUUUUUACUGUAGCCACCCGUAAUAAAUAAAUAAAGCAUGAGCCACUUGACCCCACCCCUAAAGUUUUUGUAACGGAAGAAAAGAUACGAGAUGUUGUUUAAGUACAAAUUUUUUUUUCAUCUGAAUAGACUGAGAAUUUC
Messenger RNA from Polyodon spathula (Mississippi paddlefish), 2938 nucleotides. RefSeq names its product tissue-type plasminogen activator-like. The record is from RefSeq and is a predicted model, not a curated record. Bases 342 to 2075 code for a protein of 577 amino acids. Gene Ontology annotation, biological process: plasminogen activation; smooth muscle cell migration. Gene Ontology annotation, molecular function: serine-type endopeptidase activity. The transcript has 16 exons. Lineage: Eukaryota; Metazoa; Chordata; Actinopteri; Acipenseriformes; Polyodontidae.